Chroicocephalus ridibundus (black-headed gull) is the source of this 2046-nucleotide messenger RNA. It is a transcript of the gene RELT, whose product is annotated as RELT TNF receptor. NCBI's taxonomy places the organism in Eukaryota, Metazoa, Chordata, Aves, Charadriiformes, Laridae. The transcript has 11 exons. Gene Ontology annotation, biological process: apoptotic process. The coding region runs from base 125 to 1213 and encodes 362 amino acids. The record is from RefSeq and is a predicted model, not a curated record.
GGCUCACGGCGUGACGUCAGGGAAAGGGGCGGGGCGUGCAGGAGUAAGCGCGCCGGCGGGUUCAUUCAUAAGGAGCAGGCGCGCUCGGCGGGGCGGUCCCGAGGGGAGCAGGUCUCCCCCGGCGAUGAAGAGGAGCGGGAUGCGCUGGUGGCUCGUCACCGUCCUGGGGGUGCUGAGCGGACCCGGCGCAGGGGCCGGGAGCUGCGGUCCCCGGGAGCACGGGACGCCGGGAUGCCCGCCCGGAGAGGAGCCCACGGGGGCGUGUGGCUCGGCGCAGGGCCCGGUGGGGACAUGCCGAGCUUGUCCCCCCGGCACCUUCUCUCCGGGGGACGUAUCCUGCUCCACUCACACCCACUGCCGGGCCAGGAACAGGAUCCUGGUGGCACCCGGGACGGCGGUGACCGACAGCCACUGCGGAGCCUGCCUGCCGGGGUUUUACAGCCCUGAAGGGGAGAGGGAGCCCCGGGGCCGGUGCCUGCCCUGUGCCACCGCUCCCCGCAGCACUCCGGGGUGCCCAGGCCGGCGACGAACCCGCAGCCCCGAAACACUGGGCCGGCCGGCAGGGACCAACGGGACACGGGUGACCCUGAUGGGUGAGGAAGAGGAGGAGGCAGCGGCGGCGGCGCAGGCGGCCCUGCUGACCAUCGUCCCGGUCUUCUGCGCCAUGGGAUUGUUGGGCAUCCUGGUCUGCAACCUGCUGAAGAAGAAGGGCUACCACUGCACCACCAGCAAGGACCCCCAGCCUGGGGGCACUGGUCCCAGCUCCAUCUACCAGCUGGAGGACCCCAACGAGGACACCAUCGGGGUGCUGGUGCGGUUGAUCACUGAGAAGAAAGAAAACGCCGCGGCGCUGGAGGAGCUGCUGAAGGAGCAUCAGGGCCAACAGGCGAUGCCACCACCGGGUUGCACCCCCCCAAAUAAGCUGCACCUCCUGCCUCAGUUUCCCCCCGCCUGCCGGCACCAGCAGCACCUCCACACCGUGCAGGGGCCGGCCCCGUGCGCCCGCUGCAGCCAGAAGAAGUGGCCCGAGGUGCUGCCAUCCCUCAGUGCCACCAAGGUCCCCAAACCCGCAGGUCGCCCCGGUGAGGUCACCAUCCUCUCUGUCGGCAGGUUUCGGGUGUCCCGGAUUCCCGAGAUGAGGAGCGAGAUCGGGGGUGAACCCCUUCGUGGUCCCCUCCCCGCUGGUAGCGGGAUGCGGCCAUGGGAUGGUUGAAAAGCACUGAUGGCCCCCCCGAGCUGGCAUCUGGCCUGGGGGCUGCCUCGGGGGGGCGGUGACACCCACAAAGACCCCAUGGGCAGGAUGAAGGACAUUGGGGACCACAUGAAAGCCAGUCCCACUUAGUGCCAUGAAGCUCUAGAGGUGGCAGCUUGGCUUCUGCUCCUGCCACCAAGGUGUCCACCGGCAGCACAGCAAAUCCAACGUCUUGACCAACUGGUGAGAAGGAUUCCCCAUCCCCGAGGUCCAGCGGUGGCCUGAUGGAGAGCAUCUCCAGGAGCUGCGACACCAGAGCACAGCUCCAUCAGAGGCAUCAUGCAACAGAGGAUGUCAUGCAGUCAGGAUGCCAUUCCAUGCUCACCUUCUGGGUCUGUUGAACUGAAGCCUCUCCAGGAACAUCAUAAGCUCUUGAUUUCCCUCCAUCGCCACGUGCCAGCACUCAACAUCACAGUCUAAUGAUGGUCUCUGGAUCAUGGGACAACUUCCACCUUACCAACAACCCAAAUGGGGCAUGGGUUGCUCUGGCCAAAGCUGGUUUCCUGCAUCCACAUCUCCUCUCUCCAAAGUCUCAGUCAUCCCAGAAGACCAUGGCGGUGAUGCUCUGCUCGCCAUGAAGAUCACACACUCCGCUUCCCGUCGGAGCUGUUUGUAUAGGAUCACGUUGGCUUGGCCAUGUCGAGGUCAAUGGGACAACCCACUCAAGGUUGGGUUGGAGACCCUCAAGCUCCACCACCAACCUAAAAACGGGUUUAUGGCCGGUCCCGUUCACUUCUCCACCACAUCACCGCGCCAAAAAACCAACCACCAAACCCUCUCGGGCUCUUUUAUUU